Fonticula alba is the source of this 648-nucleotide messenger RNA. RefSeq lists its product as hypothetical. Lineage: Eukaryota; Rotosphaerida; Fonticulaceae. Bases 1 to 648 code for a protein of 215 amino acids. The record is from RefSeq and is a predicted model, not a curated record. The transcript has 4 exons.
AUGCACUCGCUGGCCCGCCGGUCGAUCAAGGUGGUGGCCAUCAUCGCGGCGCUGAGCCUUUCGCUGUGGCUGCUGGUGGAGUUUGGCAAGGUCGACACCCCGCAGUAUCUGAGCUAUGUCGUUGACAGCGCCACCACCCGCCAAUCCAAGGCCUCGACCGAGCAUCGCCGGUAUCCGCCAGGCUCCUGGGACAGCGCCAUUCCAUGGACCGGGACCCAAACCGGCGGCCAUGUGGCUCGACCGGUGUACACCCACCCCAGCUACACCGGGGGCAACUCGGUGAAGGAUGGCGGGCCACCCACCGGCGGACAUGUGCCAGUAGCCUCAUCGCAACAGCAGCACCAGCAGCAGCAGCACCAGCAGCAGCAGCAGCAGCAGUCUUACUAUUCGGGCCCGGCGUCAGGUGGUGCGGCUGCCUCGGAGUCGGUCCACAGCCGUCCGGAGGAGGUCGGCUCGAAUCCCGACACCAUCGAGGACAUCCUGGCCCGCUAUCCCAACCUAAUUGAGGAGCUCGGUGUAUGGCUGCGCACCCACCCGGGGGGCGUUCGGGUGUUUCCCCAGGAGUCUUGCGGGUCCCCCAGCCCCCUGGAGCGCCAUCCGCUGCGUCCAUGGAUCCUCGACCGCGGGGCGCAGCAGGGGCCAGGGUGA